Messenger RNA from Neltuma alba, 1169 nucleotides. RefSeq names its product chlorophyllase-2, chloroplastic. Bases 79 to 1011 code for a protein of 310 amino acids. The transcript has 3 exons. Gene Ontology annotation, biological process: chlorophyll catabolic process. The record is from RefSeq and is a predicted model, not a curated record. Gene Ontology annotation, molecular function: chlorophyllase activity. NCBI's taxonomy places the organism in Eukaryota, Viridiplantae, Streptophyta, Magnoliopsida, Fabales, Fabaceae.
GAUGCAAAGAAAAUGCGACAGGAUAUGAUUGUGCAAGCCACAGAACUUAGCCUGUAAGCAAGGUUCAGAGUGUGCCUCAUGUGUUCCUCUCAUUCGUCCGCUUCCAUGCUUGCCGAUGUCUUCGAAACUGGAAGAUUCAGUACCCAGCUUCAAAGCAUCGAUUCAGCCGUAAAUUUUCCACCUCCGAAACCGCUUUUGAUCGCAACGCCUCUUGAAGCAGGAGAUUUCCCUCUGCUCUUGUUCCUCCAUGGCUACCUUCUUUACAACUCCUUUUACUCCCAGCUUAUCCUCCUUGUCGCUUCUCAUGGCUUCAUUGUCAUCGCUCCUCAGCUAUACUCAGUGGCUGGACCGGAUAUAAGCGAUGAGAUUCACUCUACGGCUGCAAUAACGAAUUGGCUAGGUGAAGGGCUCUCAAAAUAUCUUCCUCCAAAUGUAAAACCAAAUUGUAGCAAGAUAGCACUUGGAGGCCAUAGUCGUGGAGGCAAAACAGCUUUCGCUGUGGCUCUUAAGAAACUAAACACCACCACAAAUCUCAAGUUCUCAGCCUUAAUAGGCAUAGACCCAGUUGAUGGAAUGGAUAAAGGAAAACAGACCCCACCGCCAGUGCUCACUUACAUACCUCAUUCUUUUGACUUUGAUAUGGCUGCCAUGGUUAUUGGAUCAGAGUUAGGCGAACUAAAGAAAAACCCUUUGUUCCCCCCUUGUGCACCUAAAGGUGUGAACCAUAGGGAAUUCUACGACGAAUGUCCCAAACCUUCUUGGCACUUUGUUGCAGGGGAAUAUGGUCAUCUUGACAUGCUGGACGAUGAUACAAGGGGAAUUAGAGGCAAAGCUACGUAUUGUUUUUGCAAGAAUGGAGAGUCCAGGAAACCUAUGAGAAGGUUCGUUGGUGGGGCUAUAGUUGCUUUCUUGAAAGCUUACCUUCUAGCUGAUGAUCAAGACUUAAUUGCUAUCCGGGACAGGCACCUGAGUAUGCCACUGGAUCUCAAAACUAUUGAGUGUUAUGUUUGACAACAUUUCAUGGUAUGAUAAAUUAACAGGGCCUAUGUGAGACUUUCAUGUAUAAUAUUAUUAUGCAGGUUUUCUGCACUAGUUUGAAUCUUCACUGAAAUUAAUCUUCAGUCCAUUGCAUACAGAUUUUAUAAUUGAAAUUACGAGUUAUCAGCCUU